GAGAAUUAGAAUUAGAAUACAAGUAGGUAGCAGAGAAAUUAAGCUAGACAUUGAUAUGAUCAGGUAGGCACUGGCAAUCAGAGAGAGCUAUAUAGACACACACACACAACAGCAAGAGGAAGACACAACGACAGCUAACGGCCAAGAGACUCAGACAGAAAGAGAGGAAUGGAGUGGAAGAAGUGUUAUUUGGAUGUAAUAUUGGUUCCACUCGGAUUUCUCAUAACCUUGGGUUACCAUUUCUGGUUAUGGCAUAAGGUCAGGACACAACCUCUUACCACCAUUAUCGGAAUCAAUGCCACCGCCAGACGUUUUUGGGUUUCAGCCAUCAUGAAGGACAAUGAGAAGAAGAACAUCCUUGCAGUUCAAACGCUCCGGAAUGCCAUAAUGGGAUCGACCCUAAUGGCCACCACAUCCAUCCUUCUGUCGGCGGGGCUGGCAGCCCUAAUCAGCAGCACAUACAGCGUUAAGAAGCCCCUUGAGGACGCCGUUUACGGUGCUCACGGGGAGUUCAUGGUGGCUCUUAAAUACGUUACCAUCUUGACAAUAUUUCUCUUCUCGUUUCUAUGCCACUCUCUGUCCAUCAGGUUUAUAAACCAAGUGAACAUCCUCAUCAACGUCCCCCACCAAGAAUAUGACAGUAGUAGUGAGACCACGACGUCGUUCAUAGUGACCCCUGAUUAUGUGAACGAGCUGUUGGAGAAGGGUUUUAUGCUGAACACAGUGGGGAAUAGGCUCUUCUACGCGGCACUUCCUCUCUUGGUGUGGAUAUUUGGGCCUGUUCUUGUUUUCUUGUGCUCCCUCACUUUGGUUCCUGUGCUUUACAAUCUGGACUUUGUGCUUGUCGGUGACAAGGGAAAGAAUAUGGAUCCAACAGAUCAUCAUCAUCAUACAGACUUUGUUUAAUUAGUAUUUGAUUCACAUGUACGUAAUCAAUAUUGAUAGCUAGCUAGCUAGUUAUAUGUAUGGAUGACUACUCCUUCUUCCUUCUUCCUUCUUCUAAGGGAAGACUUAAUUAAUAGUAUUUGUGUAUGUCAUAUGUAUAUAGAUAAGUCUAUAUAUAUUUUGGGGAAAAAACGGUACGUAGGGAAUUGGAACAUUAUUAAUUAAUGCAAUUGGUGAGGUGACCAACUCAACCAAAUUCUCCAUUACUUGUGGAGGGAGAGACGAGGGGAGAGUUUGGGAAUCUGCUGCUUUUAUUGCGUUUUGUGAUAAAUGGUGGUAGUGCUUU
Tripterygium wilfordii is the source of this 1231-nucleotide messenger RNA. RefSeq lists its product as uncharacterized. NCBI's taxonomy places the organism in Eukaryota, Viridiplantae, Streptophyta, Magnoliopsida, Celastrales, Celastraceae. The transcript is spliced from 2 exons. The record is from RefSeq and is a predicted model, not a curated record. The coding region runs from base 169 to 906 and encodes 245 amino acids.